UUUUUACAUCUAUAAUUUCCUUUCCAAUAGAAAAUGGAAGAAGAGAUUGAAAAUAAUAUUUAGAUGUGUCACGUUACUGCGGUAUAGUGGUCUUGAGCCUGAAGGAAAACAUUUUGGAUUACUAAAUUAGUACGGUAUAAACUGACAUUUCACUGACGAGAAAGUUAUUUUUUGAAUGCGACAACUGCCAUAUUAUUAUGAAUGAUUUGUCUAUGCCUCAAUGCAGUUCAUUGGAGGUCGAUACGGUCUCAGCCAAGGAACGAUUAUCUGCUGGAGAAAUUAUAAGUGAUGAAGAGCCUCCUAAAAAGCUUAGAAAGUGUGAUUCCAAGAUUUUGAAUCCAUGCAAUAACAGUUCAUCCGAAAACGAAACUGAGAAUUCGACAGAUACUGAAAUUGACUUGUCUACUGAAAUAGAUGACAAAGAUGAUUUUCAAUCGUACAAUGCGACGCCAAUAAUGAAGGAUUCCGGAUUUGAAACGUAUGACCUUUGUGAUCGCAAAAUUCCUCCGGACAAUUUUUGGGACAUACCCGUUAUACCUCGAACAAAUGAUUUACUUUGCGAUGAAGAACCAUUUUUGAGGGAAAACAAUACGGACAGGCCUUACGAUAAUGAUGAACAUUAUUUGGAUGUUCAGUUUCGACUGAUGAGAGAAGAUUAUAUACGGCCGUUGAGAGAUGGGAUUCGCAAAAUUACCGGUGGUUGCCGACGCAGUGAUUCCGAAGUGGAAUACUAUACGGGUGUUCAGUUUGCUUAUAUCAAACCAACUAUGAAAGGUUUAUUAUAUAGAGUUAAAUUCAGCACUGGAAAUCUCAAAGAUAUAUUGUGGACAAAUACGAAACGAUUAUCCAGUGGAGACUUGCUCUGCCUAUCAAAGACUGUAGAUAAGUUUGAGAAAGUUCUCUUAUUUGCUGUGGUUGUGGAUAGAAAUCCAAAAGACUUGGUCGAAGGUUUAUUGUCGAUAAAAAUGCUUUACGAAAAUGAAUCAAACAAUCCGUACAAUAUAUUUCCACCAUUUGUGCGGAAUUCACGAACCAUGACAACGGUAAGGAUUAAAGAUAAUGUUGAUUACAAUGCGACUUAUACUAUGAUUAAAUCGGAAUCGUAUUUUGAAGACUAUACACAUGUGCUGUCGACACUGAAAGAAACAAAAACGGUUCCUUUGAAUAGAUAUAUUGUCCGAUGCUCCAAACGCGUGAAACGCCCGGAGUACAUGAAAAAAUCAACAUCUUAUAGAAUCAAGACAUAUUGUUCCAAUUCCUCAGGCGAAGAUAAAACCGGAGUUAAACAAAAAUGGAAAAAGGUUCGACUGCUGAAAGAUCGUAAAUGGCCCGAUGCAAGUAAGCUUAACCUCAACCAAGUACAAGCAGAUGCAUUGAAAUUGGCUUUGACAAAAGAAUUUGCCGUUAUACAAGGCCCACCUGGCACAGGAAAGACACACGUCGGUGUGCGAAUCAUGGAAAUUCUACUAGCUAAUGCAAAAAAGUGGCGAGGCCAUGAGUCCCACUCUCCUAUUUUGGUCGUAUGCCGCACAAAUCAUGCACUCGACCAAUUUGUGGAAAAUAUUGAAAAAUGUUGCAAAAAUAUUAUAAGAAUAGGAGGUGGCUGCAGCAGCGACAUUGUUGCAAAAUAUACUCUUAAAUCUAUUAAAAAAGAAAUGAAAACUAAAAAGAAUUCUCGAUUCAAGAAGCCAAUUGGUUCUGCUCUAGGUAGCCUAAAGAAUGGCGAGAAUAUUUUUCGAGAAAGUACUUUUCAAAUGGAAGCUUCUCUUCGAGGUGUGCUGAAAGUCGAUCAACUCAAAGAAUUUAUUCCUGGUGUUCUUUACACCCAGUUAUCCGGGGAUACUAGGGAUUCAUCACUUCUACGUUGGCUUGGAAUGCCAAUUCACGUGAUAGGACGUCUCCAAGACUGGAAGCGAUCGUCAAGUAACCAAAAAGACCAAAGAAAGCCUGCACAUGUUCAUAUUAUGGAGGAAUCGUCAAUUAUAGAAGAGAGAACGCAUUUGGAAUACGAUUUUCAUGGCAGACAGCCUGGAAACAAAAAAGAUGACAGAUAUAUUGAUGAAUUAAAAUCAAGGUAUCUUUCGGUAGAUACUGGUAUCCUACGAAAUAUGCUGCAUGAGGUCCAAUCGAAUGAUCGCCGCGAUAUACAAAAAAUUCAAAGGCAGCUUGACAAAACAUCUUCAAUGAAUGAUUAUGAAGUCCACAAUCUUCAUGCACUCAAACCUGAUGACAGAUGGUCUUUGUACAGAAACUGGGUAACGAAAUGGCGUGCUAAAAAACGUAUCAAUCGCGACAAUAUUUUGGCGGAGAAUACACACAGUCUGAAGGAUUUGACGAAGGCCCGUGAGGAUGAGAAUGAAGAAAUUGUAAAAAGUCGUGAUGUGAUUGCUCUAACAACGACAGGAGCUGCAAAGUAUAGAUCACUAAUCAAUCGCCUGCCUAUUAAAAUUGUGAUUGUGGAGGAAGCAGCAGAAGUUCUGGAAGCUCACAUUGUUACUGCAUUGCCUAAAACUACGCAGCAUCUGAUUUUGAUAGGAGAUCAUCAACAACUUAAGCCUUCUCCAGUGGUGUACGAAUUGGGGAAGAAGUAUAAGCUGGAGAUAUCGUUUUUUGAAAGAAUGAUUAAAAACUUACCACACGUUACACUUUCAACGCAACAUCGCAUGCAACCAUUGAUUGCUAAUUUGUUACGGCCACAAAUUUAUUUCGAUUUGCAGGAUCACUCCAGUGUUUCAAAAAGGAACGGGUGGGAAAAUAUGAAAGGUCUUACUAAAUCAGUAUUCUUUGUGUCGCACAACAUUCCGGAAGAAAACAUGUUAGAGGGAAAAAGUAAAAAAAACAAGUUUGAAGCCAACUUUUUAGCGAGACUUUGUAAAUAUUUGAUACAACAACAAUAUAAACCAGCACAAAUAACAAUCUUGGCUAUGUACGCUGGACAGGUAUCGGCAUUCCGUUCGGUUCUAGAUAACUCAUGCAAAGAUGUAAAAGUAACGCCAGUCGAUGGAUACCAAGGAGAAGAAAAUGACAUCAUCCUCUUGUCUCUAGUUAGAAGUAAUUCCGAGGGGAACAUUGGAUUUCUUCGGAAUGAAAACAGAAUAUGUGUAGCACUUUCUCGUGCUAGGAAUGCUUUUUAUUGCAUCGGAAAUAUAGAGUUGCUGAAGGAAAAGAGUAAGCUGUGGAGGAAUAUCGCAUUAAAAUUGGAACAAUCAGGGUGUAUUGGAGAAUGUCUAGAGCUGAAAUGCCAAAAACAUUCGGAACAUUGUACUCUAGUUAAAAAUGCUGAAGACUUCGACAACGUGCCAGAAGGUGGCUGCAUGGAUCUAUGUAACGCCCGUUUGCCAUGUGGCCAUUUAUGUAAAACGAAAUACUGCCACCCGAGCAGCCACGACAACGUCAAGUGUUACGAAAGAUGCACAAGAUCGUGCGAAAGGAAACACCCUUGCACAAAAAGAUGUCAUGAAGAUUGUGGGUCAUGUAUGGUUUUGAUACCAAAAAAAGUGCCUAAUUGUGCUCACGUACAAGAUGUCGAGUGUUACUUACCACCAGGAGAUAUUAUUUGCAAACAGAAGAUAAAAAUAAAACUUUUGUGUGGACACGAACCUUUAAUUCCUUGCUACAAAGAAGAAAUUCUAGGAAUUAGGCAUUGUCCAGUUUCGUGUGACAGAUUGUUUCAGUGCGGUCACGUGUGCGGCGGAACUUGUGGAAGUUGUUUGCAGGGUCGGCUCCACUUACCAUGCACGAAAUGCACGAAACGGAUAUUGUGGUGUGAUCACUCGAUUGAAUCAAAGUGUGGCACGGAAUUCCUUGUAUGUAGAGAAGAAUGUAAAAUAAGAUGCUCUCAUAGCAGAUGCAGGAAAGAAUGUUGGUAUCCAUGCAGCCCAUGCACAGAACAAUGUCAAUGGCAAUGUCCUCAUUAUAAAUGCACCAAGCUAUGUGGUGAACCCUGUGACCGCCUGCGGUGCAACGAGCCGUGUACAAAAAUACUGAGAUGUAAACAUAAAUGUUGCGGUCUAUGUGGAGAAGCUUGUCCAGAUAUUUGCUCCAUAUGUGAUGGGGAAAAGUUUCUUGGAAUAAUAAAGAAAAACGGAGGAAAUGCCAAUUCUCAACUGAUACAACUGAAAGACUGUGGUCACAUUUUUUCUUGUGAAGUACUCGACAAUUGGAUGGAUUGCCCGGAGGUUGAUUCAGAGCUAAAGCACAAAAUGUGUCCAAAAUGUAGUGAGCCCAUAUUGAGGAAUUCAAGAUAUGGAAAUAUCAUCAAAAAAAUUUCAAGUGACAUGGGUAUGGUGAAGCAAGAAAUGAACGAAUUUAACGAAUUAUCUUCAAGCCUAAAGCAAGAAUUACAUUAUCUGUUUGAGAUGAAGUUGAAUAUUGUGGGAUCAAUGGUAGAAAAAGGUUUCCUGGCUGCAGAUGACUAUUGGGAUAUUUGCAAAUUCAACGAGAAUAUUUACAAAUAUAGCUAUUCAAAAAUUUGCGUCUACGAGCGAAGAAUCUAUAACCUAGAAAUCGUGGCCAAUAUUUUAGCAUCUUUACCCGAAAAUCUCUCUAUAACUGAGAAAUCCAUCGAUUUUUCAAAAGAUCUCAAGGAAGCUAUCAAAGAUCUGAUCAACUGGUUGAUGUUGCCUCGAGAAAUUUGGACAUAUAGAGAAGAUGAAGAUUUUAUACGCGAGACAUCGAGAAUUAGGCAUUGUGGAUGCUUCCUCAAACUUCGUAAUAAAAUUCACGAAGGAUUUGAGAGUCGACCAGAGUCUUUUCGUGAAGCAAUUGUUGAAGUGAAAAAACAACUUCUUGGCGACUCAUCGGGAUCGUACACACUGUACGAUAAAGAUGUUGUUGAAGAUAUUCUGAUAAAAGAUAUUUUGCCCAUGGUGGAAGGAGUCUCUCUGACAAAAUGUGACGAAAAAGAAAUUUUUUGUCAAAGGAAGGCACCAAACAUAUUUGAGAGAAGGAUAAAGUGCCACAAUGGCCACAUCUACUGCGCUUCGGCAGGAAAUUGUACAUAUUGCAUGGAUUUAUCCACGUAAACGGAAGAAACGGAAUACUAUUCUUGAGAACUUUGAUUGUGUAAAUUACCAUUCCCAUUGUCGAAUCUAAUGUAGAUUUUAUAUUAUGAAGACGUAGUACUUUCGAGAUCAUUCUUGAAGUUACGAUGGUGUUUGGCUAGUUGACACUCUGGCUAUUACACCGUAUGGCAACUGUUCACAAAUAUAUUCAACAAUUCAAGUUGGCAAAUUGCCCAAGAGAAGCGUGAUUUAAUAGGAAUAAUAAUUAAAUGUAUAUCAGAGAAGAACAGAACAAAACGAUCUCCAAAUGACAAAAGCAAAAUUUUGUCAAGCGAGUUGUUUACGUCACGACACUUGUUUACUCGCCUCGUUACGUCAAACAUGCUUACGUUACAUACUGUUUUUAAGUAUAUGUGAGUCAGUAUGUGCAAUGAGUUCACAAAAGUUAGCCAACAA
Messenger RNA from Styela clava, 5459 nucleotides. Lineage: Eukaryota; Metazoa; Chordata; Ascidiacea; Stolidobranchia; Styelidae. The record is from RefSeq and is a predicted model, not a curated record.